This is a messenger RNA of Poecilia reticulata (guppy), 2145 nucleotides long. Lineage: Eukaryota; Metazoa; Chordata; Actinopteri; Cyprinodontiformes; Poeciliidae. The record is from RefSeq and is a predicted model, not a curated record.
GCUUGCAGCCUCGUCCCGGUGGACUCUGCUUCUCACUUACAUAACUUUAUGGCUCGCUGCACUUUCUGUUAGAUAGAAUGCAUUUAUGGUUGGAAAACACACACACACGUUUUCAAGUGCUGUGUUCUGGGUUUAAUUGCAGGUCCUUGAACUUUAGCUCAGCAUCAUAAAUAAUGACUUUAUAAACACUAAAACAAAAAUUCAUCCAGCAAUUUGGUGUUCUUAGUCAGUGGUUACAGGCUGGAGAGAUUUUAUGAAUUUAUGGCAUCCUGAUAAAGACUUCUGAGGAGAAGUAAUCUAUCAGUCACGGGGCUGAUCUUCUGGAAGGCAGCAGUUGUUGAUCUGCAGCUUGAGAAGUUGACCAUGGAGUUGACAAGACUGGCCCUUGUUGCUCUGGUUCUGCUGGUAACACUGGGAUCGUCAAGAGCCAAGGUUGAGGAGGAGAACCCUGAGUUCUGGAGGUCAAAGGCCAAGCAGACUCUACAAUCAGUCCUGGACAGAAAACUGAACACCAAUGUUGCCAAGAAUGUCAUCCUUUUCCUUGGGGAUGGAAUGGGAAUUACAACCUACACUGCCGCCCGAAUCCUCAAGGGGCAGCUGCAGGACCAGACCGGAGAGGAGACAGUGAUGACCAUGGACACCUUCCCACACGUGGGGCUGGCUAAGACCUACAGCGUAGACUUCCAGAUCCCAGACAGUGCAGCCACGGCCACGGCGUAUUUGUGUGGAGUAAAAACCAACCUGAACACCAUCGGAGUCAGUGCGGCGACUCGCAACGGCGUCUGCAGAACUCAGAAAGGGAAUGAGGUCACCUCCAUUCUGAAGUGGGCCAAAGAUGCUGGUAAGUCUGUUGGUAUUGUAACGACCACACGGGUGCAGCACGCCACCCCAGCAGCCUCCUACGCCCACAGUGCCAGCAGGACGUGGUACAGCGAUGCAGACUUGCCUGAUGCAGCCAAGACGGACAACUGCACCGAUAUCGCAUCGCAGCUGAUCGAAAACAUAGACAUUGAUGUGAUCAUUGGUGGAGGCAGAAAGUACAUGACACCGCGGGGCACCAAAGACCCAGAAUACUCCUUGGAUUUGUCUUCCUGGGGCACAAGAAGAGAUGGACGAAACCUAAUCCAGGAGUGGCAGAGCAUGAAAACAGGAAAGGUAGCCCACUAUGUGUGGAAUAAAAGCGAUUUUGAUGCUGUUGACCCUGAAGCCACCGACUACCUCAUGGCUCUGUUUGAACCCGGAGAUCUGCGUUAUGAGGUGGAGAGGGAUCCCAGCACUGAUCCGUCUAUUGUUGAGACCACAGAAAAAGCAAUCCGGAUCCUGCAGAAAAACCCAAGAGGUUUCUUCCUGCUAGUGGAGGGGGGGAGAAUCGACCAGGCCCACCAUGCCGGCCGGGCCUACAUGGCCCUCAACGAGGCUGUUGCUUUCGACAACGCCAUCGCCAAGGGCCUCGAACUCACAAAAGAGGACGAAACUCUCACUGUAGUGACGGCCGACCACUCCCACCCCUUGACCUUCAAUGGAUUCCCCUUUCGAGGGCAGAGCAUUCUGGGUAAAUCUCCUCUGUGGGGUACAGACUUUUUACCCUACACUACGCUGAUGUAUGGCAAUGGACCGGGCCACAAAAUCAUUAACGGCAAGCGCCCUGACAUUCGAAAUGUCACCACCAAUGAUAAAAACUACGUCCAGCUCUCUGCCGCCCCCGUAGACUCGACCACCCACAGCGGGGAGGACGUAGCGGUGCUGGCCCGUGGACCCAUGGCUCACCUCUUCAGCGGAGUCCAGGAGCAAAAUUACAUUGCCCACGCUAUGGGCUAUGCUGCCUGCGUGGGGGCCGACCUGAGGCACUGCAAUGGGGGGCCCAUACCACCUGUGUACCCCAACAACAGAUCUGGGGCAGUUCAGACCUCAUCAGCUCUGUCCAGCAGCCUCCUCAGUUUGCUGCUGGCCCUAACCGUGAUCAUGUAAGACCCCCUCCCCAGGUGAGGCAGGGGGCUAUUACACCAGCGUAGUGCAGAAUUGUUGCUGCCAGCAAAGCAUUUUGAUCAGAAAGAAUAAGGUGGUGAUAAAAUUUUCUUUGUUAAUUUAUUGGCUACUUCGGAACUUGCUGCGUCUCUAUUUUUCACUAAUAAAAUAAUUUAUGAC